This is a messenger RNA of Myotis davidii, 8529 nucleotides long. RefSeq names its product inositol polyphosphate-4-phosphatase type II B (gene INPP4B). Gene Ontology annotation, cellular component: cytoplasm. The transcript is spliced from 25 exons. Lineage: Eukaryota; Metazoa; Chordata; Mammalia; Chiroptera; Vespertilionidae. The record is from RefSeq and is a predicted model, not a curated record. The coding region runs from base 258 to 3035 and encodes 925 amino acids. Gene Ontology annotation, molecular function: phosphatidylinositol-3,4-bisphosphate 4-phosphatase activity.
AGAACCCAAAGAAAUGGUGUUACCUGGCAAGAGAUCUGCACUCUCUUAUGAAAAAUCAGACCAAGAGCUCUGAAAUCAGCAAAGCAAAACUGAAGAGCAGAGCUGUUUGAGGAAUACAACAAGAGAGCAGAAUUUCAGAGUGGGAUAUCAGGUCUUUAGUGUGAAGAUACGUCGAUACUAAACCAAGAAUCAUUGGCAGUGACAUUUGGACACGAAAUAUUAGAAAACUAAAAAGUAAGCAGCUGUGAAGGUUGAUCAUGGAAAUCAAAGAGGAAGGCACAUCAGAAGAAGGCCAGCACUUCCUUCCCACACCGCAGGCCGAUGAGAGUGGGGACUUCCACUUGACAAGUAUUCAGAAGACGCCAAAUGAACCGCAGUUGGAAUUUAUCCUUGCUUGCAAGGACCUGGUGGCUCCUGUCCGCGAUCGGAGGCUGAAUACGCUGGUGCAGAUCUCUGUAAUCCACCCCUCGGAGCAGGGACUGACAAGAUACUCCAGCACGGAAAUUGUGGAGGGAACAAGAGACCCACUGUUUUUGACGGGUGUCACUUUCCCAUCUGAGUAUCCCAUCUAUGAGGAGACCAAAAUAAAACUCACAGUCUAUGAUGUCAAGGAUAGGUCUCAUGAUACCGUUCGAACCAGUGUCCUGCCCGAACACAAGGAUACCCUGCCGGAGACUGGGCGGAGCUUCCUGGGCCAUGCCAGUUUUAAAGUGGGGGAGCUACUGAGGUCAAAGGAGCAACUGCUAGCCCUGAGCCUGAGAACUUCAGAUGGUGGCAAAGUUGUUGGCACCAUAGAAGUCAGUGUCGUGAAGAUGGGGGAGAUUGAGGAUGGGGAAGCCGACCACAUCACGGCAGAUGUGCAGGGACAAAAGUGUGCACUUGUAUGUGAAUGUUCAGCACCAGAGAAUGUGAGCGGGAAAGACAACUUACCUUUUCUGAAUGCAGUGUUAAAGAACCCGGUGUGUAAAUUAUAUAGAUUUCCCACAUCUGACAAUAAGUGGAUGCGAAUCCGGGAGCAGAUGUCAGAGAGCAUACUUUCUUUUCAUGUUCCUAAGGAAUUGAUCUCUCUUCACAUAAAAGAAGAUUUGUGUAGGAACCAGGAGCUAAAAGAACUUGGUGAACUCUCUCCUCACUGGGACAAUCUACGGAAAAAUGUCCUUACUCACUGUGAUCAAAUGGUGAAUAUGUACCAAGACAUUCUGACAGAACUCAGCAAGGAAACAGGGUCCUCUUUCAAAUCAAGCAGCAGCAAAGGAGAGAAAACAUUAGAAUUUGUUCCAAUAAAUCUACACCUGCAGAGGAUGCAUGUACACAGCCCUCACCUGAAAGAUGCUCUCUAUGAUGUUAUCACCGUGGGAGCCCCAGCUGCCCAUUUUCAGGGAUUUAAGAAUGGUGGUCUUCGGAAACUACUCCACAGAUUUGAAACGGAAAGAAGAAAUACUGGCUACCAGUUUAUUUACUAUUCACCUGAAAACACAGCCAAAGCAAAGGAAGUUCUCAGCAACAUCAAUCAACUACAACCUCUGAUAGCAACCCAUGCAGACCUACUGCUUAAUUCUGCAAGCCAGCAUUCUCCAGACAGCUUGAAGAAUUCUUUAAAGAUGCUUUCAGAAAAAACAGAGCUUUUUGUUCAUGCUUUUAAGGAUCAGCUGGUCAGAAGCGCUCUGUUAGCACUUUACACUGCCAGGCCAGGAGGCAUCCUUAAAAAGCCACCCUCGCCUAAGAGCAGCACCAACGAGGAGAGCAGUCCCCAGGAUCUACCCCUACCAAUGAGAAGGCAGGAUUCCAUUCCCCAUCAUUCAGACUACGAUGAGGAAGAGUGGGAUAGGGUGUGGGCCAACGUGGGGAAGAGCCUGAACUGCAUUAUUGCUAUGGUGGACAAACUGAUUGAGAGUGAUGGUGCUAGUGAAGACAGCGGUGGCAGCAGAGAUGGAGAGCAGGACCUUUCUGUCGUGGACUCCAUUAAAACUCAUCCAAGGGAGGACUGGUAUGAACAGUUGUACCCCCUCAUCCUCACCCUGAAGGACUGCAUGGGGGAAGUGGUGAACCGAGCCAAGCAAUCCCUGACCUUCGUACUCCUUCAGGAACUGGCCUACAGCUUGCCCCAGUGUCUGAUGCUGACUCUGAGAAGGGACAUCGUCUUCAGCCAAGCACUUGCUGGAUUGGUCUGUGGUUUUAUCAUCAAAUUACACACAAGUUUGCAUGACCCUGGCUUCCUACAGCAGCUUCACACGGUGGGAUUGAUAGUACAAUAUGAAGGACUGUUAAGUACAUACAGUGAUGAAAUCGGAAUGCUGGAGGACAUGGCUGUAGGCAUUUCAGACUUGAAGAAAGUUGCAUUUAAAAUAAUUGAAGCCAAAUCCAAUGAUGUCUUGCCAGUUAUAACAGGGAGACGUGAACAUUACGUGGUGGAGGUGAAGCUUCCAGCGAGGAUGUUUGAGACUCUACCUCUGCAGAUCAAAGAAGGGCAGUUACUUCACGUACAUCCCGUACUUUUUAAUGUCGGAAUCAAUGAACAGCAAACUCUUGCUGAGAGGUUUGGAGAUGUUUCUUUGCAAGAAAGUAUUAAUCAGGAAAAUUUUGAACUUCUAAAAGAAUAUUACACGAUAUUUAUGGAAAAGAUGCCUCCUGAUUACAUUUCACAUUUUCAUGAACAAAAUGAUUUAAAAGGAUUAUUAGAAAAUCUCCAUCAAAAUAUCCAAGCCAAAAAGAGGAAGAAUGUAGAAAUCAUGUGGCUAGCUGCAACGAUUUGUCGCAAACUAAAUGGUAUUCGUUUCACCUGUUGUAAAAGUGCCAAAGACAGGACAUCGAUGUCAGUGACGCUUGAACAGUGCUCCAUCCUGAGAGACGAGCACCAGCUGCACAAGGACUUCUUCAUCCGAGCACUGGACUGCAUGAGAAGAGAAGGAUGCCGCAUAGAGAAUGUACUGAAGAAUAUCAAAUGCAGAAAGUAUGCUUUCAACAUGCUACAGCUGAUGGCUUUCCCCAAGUACUACAGACCUCCAGAGGGGACUUAUGGAAAAGCUGACACCUAAGUUUUCCAACAUGUAAAUAAACAGGAACACAAAUACGCUUCAGUUGGAUACUCUCUACUUUUUCGUUUUUCUUUUAUUGUCAUGAAUUUGUGGAGGGCGAUCAUCAGGGAUGUUUGCCCAAAUCUAGGAAUUACUUGAAUUACGGUUAUCAGCAUAUUACUCUGAAAGAUUCAUUUUUUUAAAAUCUUACAUAAUAUUGUCCUUUCCAGUUCUAAGUUUCUAUGUGUUGACUCUUGCUGAUUGAGAUCAGCUCAGAAUGUGUAACUUUCAUUCAUGGGGUAUUUAAUGAAAGACAUUCUGAGUAACAGGUGCCAUGGGGGACUAGCAGUGACUCAGAGAGCAGUGCUGUCCCUCCACAAUGAAGCUAGGAGAGUGUGACAGGGAGAGGGACUUUGUGAAAUGUCCCAGAUUUUCUCACACAUACUCUUAGAGCCCAUUUUGGAGGUUUAAAACAUAUUUUUCUAGUGAUUUAAAAUUAGGUAGAGUUAACUCAUGAUCCUGGUUACAGCACAAUUUACAGGUAUGCCUGUACUUUGUCACCCAGUCAAGAUGUGACUAUUCCUCAAACAGGUGGAUGGACAGUGUUAGUAAAGCAGUGAAAAUACUUUCCAAAAACAUGGUGUCUUUUCAAAGCUCUGGCAUGGGAUAUAUGGCCCUGUUGUAAAAGUAGCAGGAGAGAAAGUUGAAUUGGAUAAUGGGCAAAAUACCACGAGGAACAGAAACUGCAAGGAAACUAAAGACGGUCAGCCUGUUGAUGUCCUAAGUGAAAAUCCCCAUUGGCCUGAACUUUAUGUGGUCAAGUUCAUGACACUCAAGAAAAUGUCUCUGAGAUGUUUUCCAGCAGUCAUCUUGGUGCAGAAUAUAGAUGGUGUCAGUAUGCAUUACCUGACAUAGAAUAGUAUAUGUGAAUAAACCUUCUAACAUGUAUGCAACCAUAACUAAUGAUAAACCAAAGCAAUUAUUUCUGUUAACCUGAAUUUCAAAUUUGUCCUUAACUCAGUAAAAUAACACCAUAAAUUGUCUAAAAUUUUAAAUUAGAAUCUGCCUUAGAGAUCAUUUUGUGUAACACCUUCAUAAAUGAGUAAGUGAAAGCACAGGAAAGUUAUACCCCCAAUUACCCAGCUAGAUAAUUUUAGAACCAUGAGUACAAUCUUUUCCUACCGUCCUUCCCUAUGGCUUAUCUCUUCUCCAAAUUGCCAUGCCAAAUCUCCAUGAAAAUUAUAGGUCAGUUCUAGUUAGUUAAAUAGAAAUUGACAUCUAUUACUGGAAUUAAAACUUAGAUUAUAACACUGAAUAAAUGAAACCUGUUUUCUCUAAAUUUUAAGAAUUUAUUACUUUUCCUUUCUCAUCAGAGGAGCAUGACAUUGAUAGCAUAAAUCACCUUCAGAAAUUCCACAGGCUUGUUACAUAGAUAUCUCUUAGCUAAGACCACAUUCAGUGGAUGAUAUUGUGGGGGUUUCCAUAGCUAAUGUGAUAGCUCCUUGACUAAGACACUAAUUGAAAUAAGGAUUCCAAACAGAUCUCUAGGUUCAUAGGUUUUUCAAAUUAAUAAAAUUUUUUACAUAAUUGUUUGGGGCUUUUUAAUACUAGAAUUAUCAAUCUACUAUUUUAACUAAUGGCUCUGGGUGUUAUAUAUGAGGUGGUUGCCAAACUACUUACAGCCUUUUUAAUAAAAGAGGCUGUGUGUUGUGGAUCCAUUCAUGGAUAAGUUUAUCUUAGUGUUAUUUUUUUAUACCUCACUCUCCAUUUCAGGAAUUACAUAUAAUCUUUGACUUGUUCAAAAUCUUUGACUUGUUUCAAAUUUCAUUUAAAAAUGGUAGAAUUUGUGGUUUUCAUUGUCCCAUUGGAUUUAAGGUAAAAAGGGUUAGAAGAGAGAGGAUUCCUUGAGUCCUCCUUCAGUAAAGCAAGUGGUAGUCUCAGAGACUGACUUAUCAUCCUAUAAAUACUCUUAUAACAAGAAUUUUUAUUUGCAUUUGUAAAAAUGAAAACUCUUAACUCAAGUGUGGAAAACAUAUGUAACUAGAAAGCCAAUAAUAGUUGUUGUUGUUUUUUGGAGGGGGAGACAUUUCAAGUAUUUUCUUCUUUUAUAAUAUGAAAUGAUAUAGAUGCUUCAAAAGGUAGAAGUUACUGUACUACAAAUGCAGAUGAGUUUUUGUUUAUAAUGAUCAUAUUCAUCUGAAGUUGCCUACAGUAAGCAAAUAUUUGUACAUACUUUUAAACAUGGAUUUCAUCAAGGAAAUUCAUGUUUCAUAACAACAACAGUGUUGCCCCUUUUCUAAGAUAUAUUCCAAGUAUCCUUGGAAAACCACUUCAUUAUUUCUUAAAUUAUUAAGAUUUUCUAAAUCAAAGAGCCAAGGUUAAAUAGAAAGUUUUAAAAUCUCCUUUGUACAGACACAGCCUCAGUCAUUCUUUUCUAUCUACAUUUUCACUUAAAGAUACAUGCACUAGCAGGCUGAUUUUAGGAAAUCAUGUCAAGCCAGAAAAUGAACCAAGAAAAUGAAAUUUUCAAACAAGAUAAGUUUUUGUUCAGAAAUAUUUCCCCUCUAAUAUAAUCAAAUUUAGAUAUCAAUUCCAUAUUCACUAUUGACAGAGUCCUACAGAAAGCAUCGUUAAAAACAAGGGACGGUCACAUCCUGAUUAUGUUUGAUCCAGUGACAAAAGUUCCAGGGCCCAGAAGUGUUCCACUGAGCAGUUGAUCAUAAAAGUUUGAAAUAAUGUUUUGAAGCAGCCCCACCCUUAGGGGAACCCAUUCAUGUGUUUCUCAUGUGGUUCUUUGCUUCUUGUAAAUAUUGCCAUGAGUGUUUCAAGAGUCUGCCAAAUCCUUUGAUGUAAAUAUUUUGGUCAGUCUGGUUAUCUGGUGAGUCAGAACGCUUGCUCCUUUGAUGCAGCUGACAGAUUAUACUGAAAUGACCAAACGCCCAGUUACGGCACUAUGCCACGUACCUAACUGCCCGUGCUUACUUAUCAGAGUAACUGAGCGGUCUUGAAAAGCUAGCAUCUGCAUGGAGGAUACUUCCUUUCUUUCCCUCAAUGAAAAGGGCAUUUUGCAUAAAAUAAGACUCAAGAUGGAAAAGAAAACAAUUUGUCUAGACUGAUGAUUUUCUUCCCCAGCAAGCCAAACCCCUCCCCAUGUAGAGUUUGAUAUGUGCCCAGAAGAGGCUGUCCCAGUGGUUGUGCUGGAACUGGCUCGCGCAAACUCAUGACAGUGGAUCAUUAUAUUUUCAGGAAUUUUAUGUUAGUUGUUAAAAACAACCAUCAUUAAAUAUUAAAUUAUAAAACAAAAUGGAAUAAAUGUUAUUAUAAACAAAGGUAAUAGUCAAAACUACCACUUCCUAAUUAUUUUACUACAGUUUUCAAUUUAUCUCUACUCUUGAGGAUAUGUCAAUUGUACCUGCAGUUGAAAUGCUACACAGUAUUAUAGAGAUCUCCUGUGCACCUCCUCCUGGCUCCAUGUUCAGUAACAUCACAUCGGUAGCUUGAAAUCGACCAUAGUGGGAGUAUUUACCCCAAAGAAAUAUCCAAAUGCUACAAAUCAUGGCCUUUGAUUCCUGGAAAUCCCAUUGUUAAGUAUUUACUGGCACACAAUUGAAUGCCACCAUCACUUUUUCUCUGGAAAAUGAAUAAUUGGAAACAGGAUAACAUUAUUAAAAUGAUAUUAGAUGCAGUCAUUCAUCUUCAGAUGGCUGCAAUUUUGUUUUAGUUUUUAACCUCUGAAGAUUCUGAUUAGGGUCUCAGUAACAUUUGAUAUUUAUAUUUUAUUCAUAAUUAAAUUGUUUCAUCAGGGAGAUGUGUAUAAAAUAUAUCUCUCUAUGGUGUUUGGCAAGGGAAAUCUUGGCGAUGCAGCCUCAGUGUGAGCAAUAAGAACUCCAGGCUAAAUUCAGGGAAAUGUUAGCCUAAUUAGAGGAUCAGUGAAAAUGUGCUUCAGCACCAAUUUUUAAGUUUAUAAUUGUAGCAUUUGCGAAAAGCAGGAAAAAUAGUGGCACAUUUCUGUGCCCAGAUUCUAAUAAAUACAGCUCAACUGAAACCCAAACUGUUGAUUUAACUCUGGCAUGAUGCUAAGUCACCACAGAUGAUUUAGGUGUUUGAUUUCCAAAUAGAUGAUGUAUCAGUUGUUAAGUUUCAUAUUCAGGGCGCCCUGUGUAAUCUUGUAGGAAAUCUAUUAACUUAUAUCACAGAUUUAAGAAACUGAUCUGAUACAAGCUUUAAUCAGCAAUUACCAAGGGAAGCAAACUUAUUGAACUCAAGUUGUCCUUAAGAGCUGGAGGCUUUACAAAUUAUGCAUUACUGAAGAGAAUGAUUUGCUCAGAAUGGUGUCACUGAUUGAAUAUUUUAGUGUGAAUUCACGUUCAUUUAUCCGCCCAUAAUCUUCAAAGUCUAUGCUCCCCCCCCCCCAUAUUUAUGUUUCAUUGCUAUAUAAAGAAAGUUCCAACAUAUAACUUUUUUCUUUUUGGCGGUUUUAAGUCAGAACUUUCCAAGCAGAUACUCCCUUUAGCAAAAACUGUCUUUCAGAACAGGAAAAUAAAAUUAAUGUUUUAGAUUUUGCAAGCCAAUUAGGUACAGAGUUAAGAUAUGGAACUUUGGAUUUUAUUUCUAGCCAAGUAAGAGAAAGCCUAAAGCAUUUCUGAUGUCAAAGAACCAAAUCAUAUCUGGCUACUAUAACAAGGAAGUAGGAAAACAUUGUAAGGUAAUAAUAAUCCCCCAAAAAUACAUGCAAUAAGUUCUCCUGAGCUUGAACUUUUAUAGAUUACAUGAAUAUUUAGAAUUUUAAAUUAAAAACAGAAAAUAAGACUCACAAUUAGAGUAUCCAGAGAGAAUGAAUAUUAAGGGAGAGAAGACCUAAUUCAAGUGAUGUUGCCUGAUAAACCGUAUUUAUGUAAGUAAACAGACUUAUUUAAGAUGUUGCAUUUUCACACUCAUAGUAUGAAUACAUUCACAAUUUUCUUAAAACCAUCUAAAUUAUUCCAAAGGACCCAAUCCAACAGUCUAUCUUUAAUGAUGACUCAGUGCAGUACUAUUAAGUAGCAAGCAAUAUUGACCCAACUAUUGGCAAGAUUGCUAUAUUAUCUAUAUAGUUCUGUGAUGCUUUUAUAUCACUUUCAAUUUUUAAAAACAUUUCAUGUCAAAGAACUUUCAAACUUUUAAAAGGCACACCCCAUGUGUCUAUAAUUAUGUAAGACAUCCAUGUCACUGCACACGUUCAAUCCUUUGCACACAUAUACUUCUCAUGUGAAUAUUUCAUUAUUUUAUUUAAUCUAACAUCUAAUUUUCAGAUUCUUGUGGUACUUAUGUGAAAAGUUGGCAUGUGUUUUCUUAUGUUAAGUAUAUAUUCUAGAUGAACCAACAAUGUGUAUUGCUAGGAAAUGAAGCAAAAAUAGGUUAGAUUAUUUUAUAUUUGCAUUUGGAGAAGUAUUAUUUUGUUUUAUUGUUCUGUGGAAACCAUAUUCAUUGUACACUGUGUGUAUUUUUUGUUUAAAUAAAUGUGAUUUUUAUUUUU